CAUAUUGCUGUGUAUUUCGUUCCAGGUCUUCCCCCUUUGGACGGAACAACACAAUACUUACUGUUAAACACUGUCUGUAAUGGUCAAACCUUUCUCCCAUGGGUGGGAAACAGCCCCAAACUCACUUGUCAACGGUCACCCUGGGAUAUUUGCCUUCAUCAUUUACCAUUUGGGAGCUCGACUCCUCGGUUUAGUCCGUCCCAGCCAACAUCCGCCGUCGUUGGCGUGCUUAGAAGACAGCUUUGUCUUUCUGACUGCCCAUGAUCCCAUGGUCCCUCCUCCUUCUGUCGCAUCAUAUUUAUGUUUUAUCAUCAGACGUCUGACUAUGUGUGCUUAGUUCAUUUAGAUUUUUUUUCUAGCUUUUCUUUUUUGUUCUGGUUGUUUUUAUCGUGUGUGUGUGUGUGUGUGUGUGUUUCUUCCAUGUGGUCUGUUCAUUGUCUUUUUUAUCUUGUUCUCUGUGUCCUUUCCUUGUGCUGUUCUUCGUGUUCUUGACAUUGAUGUUUUUCAUUGUUCUUAUCGGUUCUCUAUGUUCUCUAUGUUUUUUGUUUUUUUUUUUGGUUUCUUAUCUUUUUUAAAAAAUGUCUAUAUCUUUUAUAUUAUUAGAUUAUUAUUUGAUCUUUUUCUUUUUUCCCCAUGUGUUUCUUGUCUAUUCUGUUGUUUUUCUCCUCAGAAACCCCUAGUUUUCUGUCAUACCUUGGUCGAAUCAUCAGACUGGUCAGUCACAUGUCCCUAAUCAGCCUGAUCAGCCACACCUGUGUUCACUCCACCCUUGUCUAUAAAACCCAGUGUCUCUCCUUCCUGCUCUGUUUGGCUGACUUGAUACCAGUGUUGUGUCCUCUGAUUCUUGAUGUAUUGGUUGUUUUUUGUUUUUUGUUUUGUUUUUGUUUUUUGAGGGGAUGGGUUUGAUUUUCUGUUCCAGUCUUAUUUUGUUUUUUGUAACUUGAGUUUUUUCUUGAACAUUCUUAGUUCCGCAUACCCCUUCAACCCCAUGUGACAGCUUGCAUGACAUUGCUUACUUGUGAAGACACUUCAUUAGGUCUUUGUAGUUCCCUGAGCACAAACAACACAUGGCAGCAUGUGUUAGCAGGCGACGGCUAAUGGAAAAGAAGUGACGUGACACACGGUGUGACUGUGCUGCAGACACAAACACCAGAGCAAAACUGACACAAUUAACAAGGAUGACGCGGUUGUUGGUGCAAAUUCACUUGACCCUGGUGGAGAGGGAAGAACAGCUGAUGUCAGUUGUACUGAAGGACAGUUUCUGUUGUCAGCCCACGCUUGUCCGUCUGCAUUGACAGAGAGACUCUGACUUCUCUCUUGUUACUGUAAUACGUUUACACUUAUUGAAGCUCCUAGACGUCCCAUCCAAACACUGUCAUGAUGUCAUCAAUUCAGGAUAAAAAUAGACUUGAUUCUCAGUCUGGAUUCUCAAGGGGGACGUAUCAUGUAAUAUUGACUUUUACUGUUAAGCUAGUGCUACUUCGCUGUGUGGCAAAACUAGUUUCGCUCCACGUUUGCGUGUACACUGUGAAGCACUCGCUCCUCAACGAUCCAUCUGGAAUAGAUGGGGGAUUUUUUUUUAUCCUAAAUGAACUAAUUUGGCUGCAAAGCCAUAAAAAACACUCUGCCGUACUGAUCACAUGACAGCGGUUAUGUGUUAGUUCAGCAAUUGUGCAAAAUUAAAGAGCUAGGAGCUAAAAAUGUACUGUGAGGGUGCGGCGAUUUCUGAAAUAAAAGUCAGUGUGAACAAAAGUGUGUUCCCUGUGCUUUAACUAUUACAGGAUCAAAUACUGUUUAAACAAAUACAGAUGUCGAUUCAGGACUGAGGAGUGUGAAAACAACAUUUGUCUCAGUUUUGUUGUGGAGUAUAUGUCUUUUUCUUAUUUGUGAAAAUCUGGAGCUGCGUGUCAAAAUAUUCUGGGUGGCUCAACCCGUGCUCACACUCCUUACUCUGUGAGUCCCGCCGUUUUGCUUUACACGUUCACACAUGCCGGACCGCGGUCACUCACGACCCAAAAGCUACGCACAGCUGCUAAUGUAGCACAGCGCUACUGAACAAAGCUUUGAUUAAUUUACAUGAAAACAUGGAAGUCAUGUUGAAGUAAAAAUGUCAACGUCCAGGUUCUAGACCCUUUCUUCUGGCUGUGAUUCUGACUCUGGGUCAAAUAUAUAUUGAUGUGGUUUGAAAGCAGUUUCUGUAUAAAAGAUCAAGCGUUGCCGUGGUUAUUUGAAGUGGGCGGAGGAAGCAGUGGCUCAUUACCAUUUAAAAGUAAAGGCACAGAAACCAUCCAUUCAAGUGUGUAGAAAACCCAGCUGUGCUCAAGCCUUUAGUUCUUUUUCAGCCAUGUUACUGUGGACAUCAAGGAACCGCCUUAAUAUUUAUAAAAGAAUGGGUUUUUUUUUAAAUGUAUAAUGCCCACAUCUGUAAAGUCUUCUGUGUAAAGGAACACAUUUGAAAUGUUUUUCAUCAUCUACAACGUACUUUCAGAUCAUAAAAUGAAUGACGUUUUUAACCCUAACCUUUACCACAACCUGAACCCCUUUCAUUACACAACUCUAUCACUGUUUAUGGAUUUUUUUACAAAUUGAUUGUGGAUUUUUGUACAUUGCAUCAAAAUCAUCCUAGACCAUAACAUUAGUCGUACCCGACAACCUGAAAAUCCAGCAGUCGGGUCUGAAGAGAAACACGGAGCAGGGAACCUCAGAGCUCAGAGUCAGACGUCGAGAUUUAGCUGACCUGUCCGUGUUUUAUGAAUUCAAAUGUGCCAGCAGGCAGUAUCCACUGGUAUCAGUAACAGCGAGAAAGCUUGGCACAGUAUAUAUAUACACCCGCAGCAUGUGUAAAACAAGCCUGUGACCCUGCUGGGACUAAAAAUACCACAGAACCAGGCCACGGAGAGGAAAAGGGAAAAACAAUCAGUUUAAAUGGAAGAGACUGUUGGCGGUGGUGUUGUGGUGGUUGUUGUUGUUGUUGUCAUUGUUUUUGUUGUUGGUGUUGUUGUAGCUGUUGUUGGUGUCCCACGUGUACGGCUGAUUUCCAUUAAAGUUAUGCCAGAAGUUAGUUGAAAGGGCAUCGAGUUUAAAAACCUCCCAAACCAACAUGAAUGAUUCAGAGUGUUUGUUGUCAUAUACAGUGGAUAAACAGGGAAACACAAUUCACUGAGAAAAGCCCAGAGAGCGUGGACUGCAUUGUGUCUUUUACUGCACAGAAAACGUGAAUUAGCCAAAAACGGCAGUGACUAGCUGUGUAUUUAUACAGCCAGUCAUGUGUUAAUACAGUACCUAUACAAAAAAAACACACUUUCAGUGUUCACUUACACGGUAUUCACAAUCGAUUCACAGUUUGAUUUGAAAAUGGAGCCUGAAAAGAAAAGAAACCAACAGCAUGAGUCUGGAGCUGAUGCUCGGAAAAACUGGCUGAAUUAUUAAAGAAUUCUCUGAUUUAAUCUGUGAGAUGUUGAAAUGUGAAGCUGGAAAAAAACAACCUCACAGUGGAGAUGGUUGGUCUGAUUGAAGAAGACUUGUGGAGGAGAAAGGUCACCCAGAGUUCGCCGCGACACGUGUGAGGUUUUAUUCAUUUAAGACCUGAUUUUGACGCGUGCAGUUAAAAGACUGUAACAGUCGAAUCAAACGUCUCGCUUCACUCGCCUCCAGCUCGUGUCAUCGCAGCCGAAAGACUCACAAACUCCUGUGGGACAUGAGUUCAAUUAACUCACUGUCACACCCAAGUCACAUGGAUAAUUGUGGCAGAAUUAAAGCUGUAAUUGUGUCACCUUCCAUAAGUAGGACGCGUCAGAGCAGGAGGAGGAAGCGAGGAGGAAAAGUCACAACAGGAAACGCGCUCAGACACAGGCACAUCACACUGAUGGACUGACAACAAGGAUGACAGUCCACCACCAGGGCAGUUCCGUUAUCGGCCCCAUUCAUCAGCCUUUCCUCUGUUUUGGAGGAAACACCUCACCUGGAGCCAGUGGUUUCUGGGUCAAAAUCCAAGAUCACAUGUUCCUACAUUUCUAUAUGAAGAAAUAAAACAAAAAAUGCAAAUAGUUCCACAAGUGCUUGUUGUGGUAGUGGGUGGUCACCCCUUUGGACUCCACAGUCCAAAAACAGGUUAAUUAUUCACUCCUUACUGACUGUAGGUGUGAAUGUAAGCGUGAACUGUCCAUGUUGUUACCCUGACUCUGUUUUAUGAGUCUAAACGCACAAAAAAAGUAAAAUUUUCCUUCAGUAAAAACUAAAGGUUUCUACUGUCUCUUUCUUUGGACACAGAGACGAAGUUAGGACUGUUUCUUAAAAGAGUUCAAAAGACAAGACGUGACGCUAGUGUUCCAUUAAUUUGCGCUUUGCACCAAUGCUGCCAUCUUUUGGCCUUAAUAUAUACCGCGCACCGUGAUGAUGUGGUGGAAAACUGAGGGAACACUGGGAACGAGUUGUGUUUUAUCACAGUGAUAGUCACGCUGAGCACUGUGCAGUGUUUGAGUGUAACUGGUCUGUAAAGUAUUCUUUAUUUACUGCGAAUGAUUUGACCUUCAUCAACACGACAGACAGGGAGAACAAUUACAUACUCUCCCACUAGAGGGCGAUAAAUAGCUGUGUUGUGCUACGUGUCCUUUUUCUGCAUUUUUGUUUGUCUUUCUUUUUCAUUUUACAAACAAACACAUUUUUUGGACCAUGUUCAUGUCCAGUUCCAGACAAAAUACCCAGUAUAUUUUGUCUCCUUCCACUAUAUAUAAUUUGAAGCUGUACAAAUAGACAUAUGUAUUUUGCUUUAAGUGACUUUGUUUGACCUGGCUGACCACCAGAGGGCACUAUGAUCAUGGUACAUAACAUGGUAAUAAGCAAAAUAUUAUUAUUAUCAUUAUUAUUAUUUGCAAUACUAAUAAUAAUCUUUUGUUGUUGUGAUGUGUGUAUUUAUUUUAGGAUUGACAAAUCAGAACCCAGCAUAAAAUGAACCAAUGUGACAAUAAUAAUAAUUUCCAACUCUUUCAGAGUCGGUGGUACAGUGGAUACUUACUGUGAGCACAGGCAGAGUUGUUAUUUUUGGCCAUGUUUGUUGUUGAUACAGAGUCCAGAGCUUCUAAGGAAAUAAAAGAAAGAUCAGUUAUUAGAGCUUAGUAAAUCUAAACUAAUACACUACAACACAAGUCAGUUUUAUUAAGACCAAUGUCAGCUCCCCACUUCUGGCCUCUGAUGAAACAAAUCCUAACACUGCUUAAACCUUGGAAUGCUGUGUAAGACCCUUCCCGAUCCCACAGUAAUGAAACCAAACACUGUCAGUCCAGGCUGGGUCUCCUCAGGACACGCUCACUGAUAUUAUUAUUGUUGUUGUUGUUAUUGUUGUUGUUGUUGUCAUUUUUGGAGCUCGGGCUCUGUCUCUCUGCGUGUGUCUCAGCAGGACCAAGUGAAAGAAGAAAGAAGUAGGAAAGUCACGCUGACGUCGUCUCACAUGUCUCUCAGCAGCAGGUCAUGUGUUUUCAAAGGCUGGCCAACAUUUCCAGCUUUGUUGCCAUAAUAUACUGGAGACUCAGGUCAACAGAGUCAGGAUCAGAGCACAGUUCAGUCCACAGGCGGACAGACGGUGUUGGACGACCCCCGGCCUACUAUUACAAGUGGGAAGUUUGAAAAUCAUUUCAAAAUGAAUAAAUGAGAAUAUAAACAUCAAAGUCAAUUUUUUUAAGCCUCAGUUCUAGCCUCACCAAGAGUGCGCUCAGUGGUUGGGACUAUGAUGACACCAUGAAGACAUCAGUCCCAAGAUAGAAUUUGGUUGAAUUUGAGACAAAUGUUGUUGGCUCAAGCAGUGUUUCCUAAACGUUUUUUCUGGGGACCCAUAUUUUAAAAGUCAACUCAAGUCAACAGACAUUAUACGUAAACACCUGGGAAACAUAAUGCAAGACGACCCUCCUGAGGGUCGCGACCCAGUCUUUGGGAAACAAAGAAUAAAGGACUGUUUCUCAAAUGUUUUUAACUGUAGUACAAUGAUGCUGUUACAAGCAGUCCAACGACUGCAACUGGUAGCUAAGUUUCCUUCUCCAACCACACUUACAAAUCGUCAAAGUUUAACGCUGAACUUCAAGUUUCUUAUAAUCAAAUAAGGCGUUCAACAGCUGAGUGUCUGAAUCAUGUAACCCUGGAGGGAGCCAGUGUACGCACAGUGGUUCACGCACAGAUCACGUCAACAGUUCUUCAGCUGUUGCAACAACACUUCCUUUACUUAAUAGGUACAAUAUGUAAAUCUUCUUCUUCUUCUUCUUCUUUAUAGCACACACUUGUUUUCCUGGAAACUCACAAUCACACACACACGCACAUCGUCACUGACCUACUGUUGACCAGAGCAGCAGGCAAACCACUGUUUGUUCCUGACAUACAUCAGGUGCACGGUCGGUUUGACUCCAGUUAGCUGUAUGGUGUUACAGGUAUCAACAUCAUCAUCAUCACUACUGAUUGUUGCCAGUAAACAGUGGCCGACUGUGAGCACCUGCUCACACUCUGUCUCUACACAUGGACAGCUACUGGAACAGCACUAUGCGGCGUGACUGUGAAGUGGUGAAGGAAACUCUGCAGACGUACUAUCUGUCAGUGUCAUACAGUCUGGAGUUCUGCGUCGGUUUCCUUGGUAAUCUGGUAGUCGUGCUGGGCUACAUGCUCUGUUUGCCACAGUGGCAGAGCUUCAACAUUUACCUCAUGAACCUGGCAGUGUCUGACCUCAUCUUCCUGUGCACGUUGCCGCGCCUCGCCUACCUGUACGCAAAUGACCAGAAGGAAUCCAGUCCUUAUGCCUGCAUGGUCAACCGCUACAUCCUGCACAUGAACCUUUACUCCUCCAUCCUCUUCAUGGUUUGGUUGAGCAUGGACCGCUUCCUGCUCAUAAAACAUCCAUUUAGGAACCACUACCUGCUCAGGUCUCGGACGGCCCUGAUCGUGUCUGGCCUGACCUGGCUGGCGGUCAACGUCCAAGUGUGUCCACUCAUAAUACUGAUGAUACAGGACCAGGAGUACAGGAACUGGAGUACCUGCACAGACUUUGCCAGUCUGAAAGGCCAGGUGAACUCACUGAACUACAGCCUGGGCCUCACCCUGACUGGAUACGUUCUUCCUCUCAUCGCUCUUUGCUGUUUCUCCUACCAAAUCGCACAUUUGCUCCGAGUUCAAGAGACAGUGGUGCAGCAAAGAGGAAGGUCCUUCAAGCGUCCUCUCAGGGUGGUGGUGUCGGUGGCGGCCAUGUUUUUCUGUCUUUACACCCCCUACCAUGUGCUUAGAAACGUCACCAUAGCCUAUCAACUGUCUUGGCCCAGACCACCGCUGUGUACCAGCGUGUACACGCAGGUCCUGUACAUCCUCAGUCGACCACUGGCGUUCCUGCACAGUGUCAUCAACCCUGUGUUCUACUUCUUCAUGGGUGACAAGUUUAAAGAACUUUUAUCCAAGAACCUCAGGAAGUUGCUGAGAAAAACAGAACAACAGAAAAACCCUUCUCUUGACUUACAGCUAAAGGUCGCCUGUUCAAUUCCCAAUGGUGACUGAUUGUUAUACUGAGUUUGCAUUUUCUCACAUUGUGUCCAUGCCUUUUCUCCAAUUUUUUCCACAAUCUAAGUGUAGCUGUGUGGAAGUAGGUGUGAACGUUAGUGUGAAUGUUUGUCUAUAUCUGGCACUGGGUGAGCUGUAGAACUGUCUAACCCCACCCUCGCCCCCGGACUUCAGGGAUUCACUCCAGCUAAAGCGAAGCAAAUAUAGCCAAAGCCGGGUUCAUGUUGAGUCUUUGAAUGAAGAUUUUGUUGAUGUUGUAAAAACAAUUUUAUAUACAUUGUUCUUUGUGUUAAAAUGUGUACAAAGAUAAAACAUCUGUUGCUUCAUUAAGUCAGCUUGCUCUUAAUUGUCUUCUGGUUUUGUGUAAUAAAUAUAAAUAAAGUCAUAGUUACUGACUGCUGCUUACUGACUCGUGACUAGAGAUGUAACGAAGCAUCAUGAAUCGAUUAAAAAUCAAUUCAAAUACAUGAUGAUUCGCAUCAGAUUUUAAAAAAUACCAUCAGGGUUAAUGUUAGCUACAACAGUCCUGGUACAGACACC
Cynoglossus semilaevis (tongue sole) is the source of this 8064-nucleotide messenger RNA. Its product is annotated as succinate receptor 1. NCBI's taxonomy places the organism in Eukaryota, Metazoa, Chordata, Actinopteri, Pleuronectiformes, Cynoglossidae. Gene Ontology annotation, molecular function: G protein-coupled receptor activity. The record is from RefSeq and is a predicted model, not a curated record. Gene Ontology annotation, cellular component: plasma membrane. The transcript is spliced from 2 exons. Bases 6499 to 7521 code for a protein of 340 amino acids. Gene Ontology annotation, biological process: G protein-coupled receptor signaling pathway.